Brassica rapa (field mustard) is the source of this 755-nucleotide messenger RNA. RefSeq lists its product as uncharacterized. NCBI's taxonomy places the organism in Eukaryota, Viridiplantae, Streptophyta, Magnoliopsida, Brassicales, Brassicaceae. The record is from RefSeq and is a predicted model, not a curated record.
CCUUGUACCAAAACUGCAUAUACAAACAAAAAGCAUUGUAAUUGGUAUUGUAUCAUUCAGACCAUGAAAAUGUUAUUUUACAUAAAAUGUCACAUGUCACAUGAAAGGUCACUGACCUCAAAACUAAAACAUAUGUACACACACAAUAUCUAUAUGUGUAUAAUAUAUAUAAGUUUCUCAAUGUGUCUCUCCAGACAUUACUAAUUAUAUCUCUCUUUCUUCUACAUCUCUCACGAUUAAUUGUUAACCGUAUGGAUCCACGCGUCCCCGCAACCUCCGUGUUCCGGUGGUCUCGGAGUCGCCGGAAGAUUCAUAUCCGCCGUCGUAAGACACAGGUGGUGCGUCUUGGUGGGAAGAACAAUGUGGUGUCACGUGGUGGAUUCUCGUUGAAGAAGAUGGUGAGGAGGAUGAAGCUGAAAUGGUUGAGACUACACUACGUGAGACUUGUGAAGAAGAUGAAAGGGUUUUAUUGUAAUCUGGUGAAAGAGUUCGUAGACGCAGGAGUUGAGCUCGAAGCGAUUCAGACGCAAAUGGCGGUUGAAGCUGCUGCGUUCGCGGUUCCGGGUUUAGGUCUCUCUUUCUCCUCUCUGUCAGCUCAUGACCGAGCACGGUAUUUUCUUGUAUAGUCAUAUAUUAUCACAUUGCUUAAAUAAUUACUCUUCGUAACAUUAAUUACGUUUGUUGUUGUAUCUUAUAAAAUAUAUUUUUUUUUUUUGAAAAAAGGAGAAACUUAUAAAUAUUUUAUUUUGUUGUGA